GCAGCUCACUCGUGGGAGUGGAGCGGCAAGAGUCUGGGAUGCUGAGAGCUGCUGCAGGAAGCAAGUCCCCUCUCUGCCGUCUCACCCAGGGCUCAAGCUUUAAGGGUGGAGGCAGAAAUGAGUCCUACUGCUUGCAACUAAGUCUUGAACGCUGGCCUGAGUGAGCUCCCUAUGCAGACGGGAAGAGAGGUUGGGCCAAAGCCGCAAGUGCGGGGAGCCUCUGCUGAGUCAUCUCUGGAAGCUAUGCCCCAGACAUCUGUGGUCUUCUCCAGCAUCCUUGGGCCCAACUGUAACAGACAGGUGCCGCCCGGCAUGGGGGAAAGAGGAGGUGGGGCCAGCAGCGGCUCCAGGGACCUCAUCUUCCAAGAUGGCCGCCUCACUUCUGGGUCCUUGGAGGCCUUGAUGGAGCACCUGGUCCCAACGGUGGACUACUAUCCUGAUAGGACAUACAUCUUCACAUUUCUCCUGAGUUCCCGGGUCUUCAUGCCCCCUCAUGACCUUCUGGCUCGAGUAGGGCAGAUCUGCUUGGAGCAGAGGCAACAGCUAGAGGCUGGGCCUGAGAAGGCCAAGCUGAAGUCCUUCUCUACCAAGAUUGUGCAGCUGUUGAAGGAGUGGACGGAGGCCUUCCCUUAUGACUUCCAGGACGAGAAGGCCAUGGCAGAGCUGAAGGCCAUCGCGCACCGUGUCACUCAGUGUGAUGAGGAGAAUGGCACAGUGAAGAAAGCCAUUGCCCAGAUGAUACAAAGCUUGCUGCUGUCCCUGGCUGCCCGGAGUCAGCUCCAGGAGCUUCGGGAGAAGCUCCGGUCACCGGUUGUGGACAAAGGGCCUGUCCUCAAGGCCAAGCCACCAGCCGCCCAGAAAGACAUCCUGGGUGUGUGCAGUGACCCCCUGGUGUUGGCCCAGCAGCUGACGCACGUCGAACUGGAGAGGGUCAACAGCAUUCGCCCUGAGGACCUGAUGCAGAUCAUUAGCCACAUGGACUCCUUGGACAAUCACAGGUGCCGAGGAGACAUGACUAAGACGUACAGUCUCGAAGCCUAUGACAACUGGUUCAACUGCUUGAGCAUGCUCGUGGCUACAGAGGUGUGCCGGGUGGUAAAGAAGAAACACCGGACCCGCAUGCUGGAGUUCUUCAUUGACGUGGCCCGGGAGUGCUUUAACAUCGGGAACUUCAACUCCAUGAUGGCCAUCAUAUCUGGCAUGAACCUCAGUCCAGUGGCACGGCUGAAGAAAACAUGGUCCAAAGUCAAGACAGCCAAGUUUGAUGUCUUGGAGCAUCACAUGGACCCCUCCAGCAACUUCUGCAACUACCGCACAGCCCUGCAGGGGGCAACACAGAGGUCCCAGACGGCCAACAGCAGUCGCGAGAAGAUAGUCAUCCCUGUGUUCAACCUCUUCGUUAAGGACAUCUACUUCCUGCACAAAAUCCACACCAACCACCUGCCCAAUGGGCACAUUAACUUCAAAAAAUUUUGGGAAAUUUCCAGACAGAUCCACGAGUUCAUGACAUGGACACAGGUAGAGUGUCCCUUCGAGAAGGACAAGAAGAUUCAGAGUUACCUGCUCACAGCUCCCAUCUACAGCGAGGAAGCUCUCUUCAUCGCCUCCUUUGAAAGCGAAGGUCCCGAGAACCACAUGGAGAAGGACAGCUGGAAGGCGCUCAGGACCACUCUUCUUAACAGAGCCUGAGGAUGCAGCCUCAGAUGCCGGAGGGAGCGCACAAUACGCAUCGCGUUUCAACUGUGGCAGAUGCGGGAUGAGAGAGGAGGAGGCCUCACUGGUUGGGGUCCAUUUUGUAUAUAACUUUUAUGAAAAAGAAAAUGGUAAUUAUUUCAUGCAUCAGCCUUUGGCACUUACAAAGUUUUUUUCCUUUCUUUCUUUCCUUCUUUCUUUCUGUUGUCGUUGUUAUUUAUUUUAAACAGGGCAGGGCCCUGUUUUGGGGAGGGGCGGGAAAGAGUAUCAUGGGAGAUGGUAACCAUGGUAACAUCUUAUUCUAAUGAAAUGUAGAUUUUUAUUUUCUACUUUUGAUGAUUAACAUCCUAUGAAAAAAAAUUUAAAAUAACCCAACCAAAACCAAUAUGAGCCCUGCCUGCUCGGACGCCUCUCCAGCCAGUGUCUCUGAUGUUGGGGUUAGUGCCUUAGAGGGUACUGGGGGUCCAGUCUUCCUGUUCCAUUGUUGGAGCUGAAGCCAACUCUGUCCUGUGCCGCAAGGAGCCCACCCUCAGCAGCCUGGGCCACCAGGUUCCCACAGGAAGGGCUGGAGUGGCCAGGAGGUCUCGAGUGCACACUUCCGGAAGGGAACCUUUACAUACGGGCUUUCCAAAGUUUACAUUUUCAUUUUCCUUUAUCAGGGAUUUAUGGGGUUGGGAGGGGCAGGGGGAUGCCUGACAGCAUAUUUUCCGUGAGAAUAUGUUUGGGAAAAUUGUUCUUCAACUGUGUUUUAGAAGAGAGAGAGAGAGAGAGAAAAAAAAAAUCUAAGACAAUAUAGCGAGGGCAUUGUAACAUCAUCAGCCUCACCUGAGCUGAGGUGCUUUGGGGAAGGCCAUGCAGAGCAGACCUGAGGAUGGAAAGGCUGUAUCUGAAGUUGGCCCACAAAGGGAAGGAAAAGCAAAAUGGGGCGUGUGGUAGACAGCCUCCCCUCCCUCUGGUAGGAGGGCCCCCCCCAUGGGUAAUCUGGAGCUCAGACAAUUCGCCAGGCAGCCCCCACCUCUGGAGCACUUCCAGAUGACAAAGUCCAACACAGAGCAGGCUGUUUCUGAUCCAAACGGGGGAGCGUGGUUCAUCUGUCAUGUCCGACUCCCUGGCGUGAACCCCGCAUCUUCCUGACUGUGGGUGGGAUGGCUCUGUCCCUCAGACAGCUGGAGGUAUCUACACUGAUUUGCUUGGCUUGGGUGGGAGCUGCCUGUCAAGAGGCCCGGUAUGGACUGGUCGGUCCCGUUCCCAGAGCCCCUGUGGACAGCCGGGAGAUGGCCGGCCAAGCCAAAGGGAGGUAGGCUCGGUGUCCACCCUCAGCCUUGGGCUGUAGUUACACUGUAUUGUCACAGUGUGUUUGCACUUUUCAGACCGUCUAGCUACUACAGAUUGUAUAUUGAUAGUACAUAUCGAUUUGUUUAUGUCUUUGAGAUAAAGGCGGGAAACUUGAGAAUAUAUAUUUGGAAUAUAAUGUUAGAACAUUUUCUGUACAUGUGUUAAGAGCCUUCAAGUCCAUGUGUGCUUCAGGGGUCACCGGUUCUAGUAUCUUCUUGAGAAAGUGUCUACAUUGCAAUUUUACUGCCCCACUUUGAUACACCCUACAUUUGCUGUUUUGGUAUUUGGAGUUGAUCUCUGAGUAUAAAGCUGUACCAUAUGCAGGAUGUCAGUUGUGGUGUGACUGGAUGUACUUGCAUCAAUAAAAGAACAUGUUGCUCUUC
Meriones unguiculatus (Mongolian gerbil) is the source of this 3410-nucleotide messenger RNA. It is a transcript of the gene Rasgef1a, whose product is annotated as RasGEF domain family member 1A. Gene Ontology annotation, cellular component: plasma membrane. Bases 172 to 1689 code for a protein of 505 amino acids. The transcript has 13 exons. Gene Ontology annotation, biological process: Ras protein signal transduction; positive regulation of GTPase activity. NCBI's taxonomy places the organism in Eukaryota, Metazoa, Chordata, Mammalia, Rodentia, Muridae. Gene Ontology annotation, molecular function: guanyl-nucleotide exchange factor activity. The record is from RefSeq and is a predicted model, not a curated record.